Messenger RNA from Austrofundulus limnaeus, 1335 nucleotides. RefSeq names its product programmed cell death 2-like (gene pdcd2l). The transcript is spliced from 2 exons. Gene Ontology annotation, biological process: apoptotic process. Gene Ontology annotation, cellular component: cytoplasm. Bases 12 to 1064 code for a protein of 350 amino acids. The record is from RefSeq and is a predicted model, not a curated record. NCBI's taxonomy places the organism in Eukaryota, Metazoa, Chordata, Actinopteri, Cyprinodontiformes, Rivulidae.
UUGAGUGAGAGAUGGCCUCCAGGGUUCGGGACACCCUGAUCGGGUUGAUGGAUGGAAUGACGAACUCUCAUCAGACGACGUUUCUGACAAACAAAGUCGGGGGUGAUCCAGACUGGCCUCCGCUCAUUGCGCCGCAGUCUCCCCGCUGCGGUGUGUGCGGAGCCCCGAGUGCUCACGUGGUGCAGGUGUACUGUCCCCUGGAGGCGUCACCGUACCACAGGACCCUGCACCUGUUCGCAUGCUCCCGGUCGGACUGCAGCGGACGGUCGGAGGCCUGGUCGGCGCUCCGCUCUCAGAGUCUGGAGCCGGCGGACACUUCCGGUCGGCCCGCCCCGCAUCAGGAGGCUCCUCCGCCGGCCACGGACUGGUGUUCGUCCGCUGAUGACUGGGGCACGGUGGAUGAUGGGUGGGAGGAGGUUGUGGAGCAGAAAGUCCAGGUCCAGGAGCAGACAGCUCUGCAGACAGAAGUCAGUCAGAUGGAUGUCAGCCGUGGACUUCAGCACCUCAGCCUGGAUGAAUCCAAAGAUAUUAACAUCUAUCGUCCUUUCUUCAUCAGUGUGGUGGAGGAGUCAGAUCUGUGUGAAGACGAAGACUUGGGCCAUGCCCAGGAGUUGCUCAGAGAGUAUGAGAGGAGGGAGGGGGUAGCAGUAGGGGGUCUGCAGGGGGCUUCCAGGACUGAAGAGGAGAAGUACGAGAAGACGAGAGCGCGACACGGAGAUGCUGUUUUCUCAAGGUUCAUGAAGACCAUCUCGGUGUGUCCUCAGCAGAUCCUGAGGUACCAUCGGGGAGGAAAAUCCCUCUUCGUCUCCGAGCCUCCCUCAAACAUGGGUCAGCUGGUUCCGGCGUGCGUCUCCUGUGGAGGACCCAGAACCUUCGAGCUGCAGCUGAUGCCAGCUUUGGUCAGCUUGCUGCAGACGAAGGAAGGCAGCUCAGAAACUGAGCUGGAGUUCGGAACCGUCUUGGUUUACACGUGCACCAACAGCUGCUGGAGCUCAGGCUCAGACUCUGCUGUGGAGGAGUUCUGCUUCGUUCAGGCAGACCCGGACCAGAAGCUCUUUAAAUGACACCAAACAUAUCUCAUUUCCUAAAGAAAAGAGUCAGGGCAGCUUCGAGUGGAACAGUGACACUAGAAUUUACCAUUAAAGUAUUUCUGAAAGCAGAACACCAAAUAUAUUUAAACAUUUUUUUCACACAAGUUCACAACAUAAAACGUUAUUCAGCAAAACAAUGUAAACCUUAAACAUGCAGGCAUCACUUCUACUAGAGCAGAACCACUUAAUGUAUCAAAAACAGAUUUAUGAAAAAUUAUUAAAUGUUAUUUCUGUACAACUUUAA